GCGGAGGCUGGGGCAGACGCCUCGCCGCCGCUGCCUCGGCGAAUAGCAGUGCGCUGUCCGCCCGGAUUGGAGCAGCAGCAUCACGCUGACCUCUGCCUGGGAUGUAAACCGAGGCGGCCGCAGCCAGCAGAGGAAGGCUCUCGGCUCCUCCGGGAAAGCCAGCUCCAGCACCGGGAUCCAAGCGGUGCGCAGGGAGCCGCGUCAGCCUCGACCUGGGCAGCGCCCAGCGGAGGCUGCAGGAAGCGGAGGGAGCCCGGCGCGGGCGGGGACCGUGCGUCCGUUCGCACAGGCAGCGGGAGGAGGGGCGGCGCGAGCCAUGGCCGGGGACAGCGAGCAGACCCUACAGAACCACCAGCAGCCCAACGGCGGCGAGCCCUUCCUGAUCGGCGUUAGCGGGGGCACGGCCAGCGGCAAGGAUGGUCAGCAUUAACAAACUGGACCUCCUUUGGAAGCGUCAAGUCUGAACAUUGUGGUACAGGAGGGCCUGGAAGCAAAGUCGAUACUCUACCCCCUGCAUAUUUGCUCUGUGCCUGUUAAAGGAAUUUGGGAGAAGGCAAAGGGCCCAAGGACAUCAACAAAAAAGGACAGUUUUAGAGCUAGAAGGAACCUCAGAGGCCCUGGAGUCCAACACUUCAUCUCAUCACUUACGGAUGAGAAAAAUAAUGAAUUCAGAUCAUAUAUUCGUCCCAGCUAUUGGCCUUGUUUAAGAAGAAUUGACUAAGGCAUGCCCGGAGAACACAAGUUUACACCUUCAACCUGGAAAGGGGCUACUUGGAAAUGGCUACAGAAUGGUUUCAGAGUCUUCCGUUUGUGCUAAGAUUGUGCAGCUCCUGGGACAGAAUGAGGUGGACUAUCGCCAGAAGCAGGUGGUCAUCCUGAGCCAGGAUAGCUUCUACCGUGUCCUCACUUCAGAGCAGAAGGCCAAAGCCUUGAAGGGCCAGUUCAAUUUUGAUCACCCGGAUGCCUUUGACAAUGAACUCAUCUUCAAGACACUCAAAGAAAUCACCGAAGGGAAAACAGUCCAGAUUCCUGUGUAUGACUUUGUCUCCCAUUCCCGGAAGGAGGAGACGGUUACCGUCUACCCUGCGGACGUGGUGCUCUUCGAAGGGAUCCUGGCUUUCUACUCCCAGGAAGUGCGAGACCUGUUCCAGAUGAAGCUUUUCGUGGACACAGAUGCGGACACCCGGCUCUCCCGCAGAGUAUUAAGGGACAUCAGCGAAAGAGGGAGGGACCUUGAGCAGAUUUUAUCUCAGUACAUUACAUUCGUCAAGCCUGCCUUUGAGGAAUUCUGCUUGCCAACAAAGAAAUAUGCUGAUGUGAUCAUUCCUAGAGGUGCAGAUAAUCUAGUGGCCAUCAACCUCAUCGUGCAGCACAUCCAGGACAUCCUGAACGGAGGGAUCUCCAAACGGCAGACCAACGGCUAUCUCAAUGGCUAUACCCCUUCACGCAAGAGGCAGGCCUCGGAGUCCAGCAGCCGGCCGCACUGACCCCCGUCUCCUCAGCCCCUGGCCCCAAUCUCCAAGGGACAGGAGGAGGGGGCAGGAGGCACUGUGCAUCUAUACAUAUGGUUUCCUAUGACAUUGCUGUAUUUAAGAAAACACCAUGGGGAUGAAAUGCCUUUUGUUUUUUUGGUUUUUUUUUUGGUACUUCGGAGCAGCGAAAUGAAACAGAACUUGACCCUGAGCUUAAAUGACAAACUGUGCCAACUACUACUGGUGAUGCCUAAUUAUGACUUCAACGUGUAACCAGUUAUAAAUACAUAUAUAUAUAUAUAGAAAAGGAUCUAUUUUUGUGUAAAUGUACAAAUACUGUACAGCUGUUUGCCGUAAGUAUUCUGCAGGAGGGCCUGUACUUGAGGCUUUUGGGGGCUGGAGCUGGAGUUUCACCAAAGGGAAGUUGCCUGGUGGGUUCCAGGUGGGGCAGGCUCAGGCAUCUGGGAGGGAGGCUCAUGGCUCUCGGCUCUCACUGUCUGUGGGACUCGUUGGAAGUGGAGUUUGGAACUUUUGAUCGCUUCCCUUGCCAGAUGCCACCUUCUUGGUGCUGGAGCUUUAGGAUAAUGUUGAUGAGAGAUACUCUUUUCUUUUCUGUUUUUUUUUUUUUGAGUUGAAAUUAGGCAAGACCUCAACUCAAAAAUCAAACUCAGGGAAGGGGCUCACUGAGGGGAACGAGUCUUCUGCGUUUUCUUCUUGCCCCUGCCCACCUCUGGCUGCUCUGGUAGCUCCACGCUUCCUUCCUGACUCAACCGCUUCUCAGUCUCUCCGAAAGCCAGAGCUGCCUCACUCUCCUUCCCUGGUGGGGAUGUGAUGGGGUCGCUUCCUGAGGGAGUGGGACUAUACCUGUCGUAUCGUCUGAGAUGCUGGUGCUUCCCAGGGAGGUCACCAUGAGAUUCCUUGGGCUGUCCCCCAAGCUGUGGAGUGCACAGUGGACCUUGCAGUCUGGGCUUUGGUUGAGGACCUCUGCUGGCAGCCUGCCCCUCACAGGGUGGCAAGAGAGCUCUGCCGUGUAGGGAGCCUGUAGCUUUUGUUCCCCGAAGCGUGGGGAUUUGCAGCGAGGUGAGGAUAACAGGGACCGUCACUGGCAGCAUCACAGCCACAUUGAUUGACUUAUUUACCAUGCUGCCGUGUCACAUGGCAGCUGCCGGGCAUGAGGGGCGGGGAAGGGGAGUGGCGUUUUUAAGUCACAAGUUGGAGUCUUAGGCUGAAAACGUUUGGGGUGGAGAAUUCCAGCUUUUCUGAGGGCUCCCUCUUGGUGAAAACUUCCUUCUUUGCAAGAAGUACAGAUUCCUGAAGAUUCCUGGUGGGGAGGGGUGGAGGAAGCAGGGGACCAAGCGAGAAGGAAGAGGUGUGAUUAUAGAGGCCUAAAGCGUCACCUUUUAACUGCAGAAGAGCCAGAACCUUGUCACCUCAGUGUGGACCAUCUCAGUGCUCGGUAGGCUAUGCCCUUAGUUAUUCCCUUGUGACUGCCACAGCCUGAAACAUUCUGGGGAACCCUUCUCCUUCCAUUGCUUUCAUAGACCCUUGAGCCAUUCAGAUAAACUGAUGCAGUUAACUCUAGUCACACGGAAGCAAACAGCACCAUGCGGUUUGCUUCCCCUUUUCUGGACUCCAUUUGACUCUUAACUCUGUUGGACUGUGUCAGAAAGUCAAACCUAAUCCCCAGCAGGGCUCUGCCACCCCUGAGACCUUCAGGAGACUGUGCUGCAGGCUCUGAGGGAGCCCCCCAAGGGCAGCAGCUGCCUGGUUGGAGAAGGGGAGGCUCCCGGGGUGCCUGCUCUGAAGGCUGGUACCUGGCGGGAUGGCCAAGCUCCGGAGUGCGUGUUUCCGAGUCAGUAUUGGUUAUCUUUCCAGUCAUGCCUUGUGCGGUUCUGAGAUGAAGGGUAGAUGGCAGGCCUGGAUUAGGAUCCUGAGGACCCAAGGGUCUCCUGCCUUGUUGGGUGGGGCCUGUCUGUGCUCAGGGGAAGCCCGUCCCUGUCUGGGAGAGCCUCGGCCCUUCGAUGGUAGCAUGGUCAACUUUACUUGAAGCUCCCAGGUGCCAAACCAUUCAGUGCCUUGGCUGUCUAUCCCACUGCCUCGGAAGAUGGAUUCUUCUCAUCUCUGAGCCUUGACUCACUUAGCCGCUUCCUCAUCUACUCACGGUGUUGGGACCAAGCCUCCAGUGUCUCCGAGAAGCCCUGUCCUCGCUGGAAGCAGCCCUAGGGCUGCACUGCCUCUGGGUAAAACCAUCACCAAUUCUUGGUGUCUUGGUUGGGGGCUCACUGGGCCGUGCUGACGACUCCUCUGGUUCUGUGACAUAGUACGUCUGGGGCAAGGAGGGGACAGGAAGCUCUGCCUUUGUGUGGUGACCCCAGCGUUUAGCCAACUGAGUAUCUGAAUUUGAGCUUUCUAUGUGGCAAAUCCCGGACUUGGUAUUUUAAGAGUCACUGGAUCUCUGAUUCCACUGGAGAGUCAGAUAGAGUCAUUAGGCCAGAAAUCAUGACGUGAGUCAUCUGGGUACUCUUUGCUGCCUGGGGAGGCGAUAUGGAUGAGCAGAGUGGGGCAGUGUUGGUCGUGUGUACAUAGGAGUCCCCUGGCUUCAGACGUACCCGGUGGUGCUUGCUUCUCCCAGCUGCGCAGGUGUUGUCCGAGGACCAUGUGUUUAGGGAACAGGCAUUGUGUCGUGGGAAGGCCUGGUCCCGUGCUCCUUCACCCCAGUGGAGCUUCUGCUGCCCUGGGUUUCUUGUUCUUGGGCAGCCUGAGACCAAUAGGAGCAGAGAGAUGGCAGUGUGUGUAUGGAAGAUGCAGUGUUGUGACCUCAGGUGUCCUUUGAUUUGGAAUGGUUAGGGUAGACCCUCAAAGAGGCAGUGGUCUCUGAAGAACAGGCUGGGGAGGGUGGCAGGGAAAGGUCUCCGGUUCACCCUUCAGAACCUGUUGUCUCUGCAGCAACCCACUGUGGUCUUGGCUGCUGGGCAGUCAAGGACACUGGCUUCUUGCCUCUCCUGGGCUGGCUUGGACACUUGUCUCUGUGCCCAGGGUGGGUUGCCAGUCUCAUGAGGCCACUAGGUCAGGCUAAGGCUUGUGUGCGGGAGGGACUGGAGCCCAGCUCGUUUGUGUAUCACCUCCUUUGCUGCCCUUGUGUGGCUUCCCUGAUUUAACAUCCUUGACCUGCACUAGGGCCCGAGGCUAUGGGAGGGAAGUAGUAGCCUCUUGCAGGGAAGUGUUUUCCUCUGCCCUGGAGUCUCCCACCUGCCUGUCCACAACCGUGUGGGUGAGGCAGGCUAGGGAGGUUCUGGGUCCCAGGGCUGGGCUUCUGAGAAGGGCUGACUGGACCUCUCUGCCACUCCUCCCCUUCACCCUGACCUCAGGGUGGAGUGGGGAAAGUCUCGGUGUCCGAGCAAACGAGAGGGAGAGCAGGCUGGGGAAACCAUCGAGGUGAGCCUGGAGCUGAGUCCCCUCUGAUCUUGGUCUCUGGGCCUUCUGCGGCCCUCCUGGGACAGGGGGCUGGUUACAGGUCAGCAUCCGGCCACCCUUAGAGGCAGUGAGUGCCUAGCCAGUCCUGCCUUAGGAACAGGGUGAGUAGGUAAAUAAAGACGUAGGCUUCUUUUUGUCUUUUAGAUGCUUGCGCUUCCCCCUUUUCUUUCUACUGCCCUGCCUUUAUUGUUAGCAGUUACAUAAAUGACCACAUACUCUGUACUUUGCUGUAAAUAAAGACUGAACAGAAAAGAACCCACUCUUGCCUUCUUUGUGGUGCUUGGGCAGGAGGAACAGUGGCUGAGGCCAGCGAGCUGAUGGGAAAGUAGCGCCUCCAGGCCUUCGCUGUGUGGAUACGGGCGCCAGCCUGCUGUCUCUAUGCCUGCCCUCCUGGGCUGCACCCAGGCCACCAUGGUGCACUUGUGCGUUUCUGCUCUGCUUCUGAAGCCAGGUCAAGGUCCCUGGGAGGCUUCUCUUCGCUGGCUCUGGCUGGCUCUGCUCCCUCUGAGGUCAUCCGGUUUGUGCAGUCUCCUCCCUCCCUGCCCUCCCUUCCCCAUCCCUUCCUCAGCUUUCACAAUAAAAGCCAGAACAAAACCUUCUAAAUAAAGAAAACUUUAUUGGGGUUGGGUGGAGGAAAUUUGACAUUAUGACAAUGGGAACAACUUCAAGUUGAAUACACAUACAUAUAUGUGUGUGUGAUUACCCUGCAUGACUCUAUCUAUUUAGUUUAUAGUCAUACAUCAAUCAAAUGCAGAUAAUCAUCUAUCUCUUGUUACUGAAAGAUCUAGGUCACCCACCGCUGAGGAUUUUAAAAUAAUUAAAGUAAUUGGCUUUUGUGCUCUUUGUAGCACCCCUUCCCCCCGGCCCUCCCUUUUCUCAGCUUCCCUUUCAUCCCUUCACCUGCUGCCUCCCAGGCACCAAAUGACCCUCAUUGAUGUGCAGAGUUGCCCUGCUAUUUCCAGCCACUUGUUCCAAGGACAGAGGCAAAUCCUUCAAGGAAUUCAGAUCCAAAAGAACUUGGAUUUAAGAGGAAUCCUUCCUCAGAAGGCCGCUGUGUUUUUACAUAACACUUAGGUGUGUAUUAUCAGGCUCGAUUAUUACCUGCAGGCAGAUGUAGAUGUGAGUCAUGGUUGUGCAAGCCACUUUAGCUGUGAUCCAGUUUGCUCUGUGCAUUGCUCUCACAUUUCCCCUAUCUGUGGACCACGUCUGGAGUUGGAUGCUUUGCUUGGGACUCUGCUCAUUUCUCAGAAUUCAGUUCUGCUUCCUUGUUGUAAUUUGAGGCACAGUUGUGCAGGCCAGUGAAGCCCUUGAGCGAUUUGCUUUGCCUCCCACCCGCCUGUCACAGCAUCCUUUGAGCCACUUUCUGCUCUGCAUCCUGGACUCACCCUUUUGACCAGUGAGUGCUGCUUUAAUCAAACCACAUUGGCUCAGACUGAAAGAAACCUGUUAGGACCUGCAUAAAACUUUUAAAGACAAGAGGUGGAGAAGGAGACCUAGGAUGUGGGAAAGCUUUGAGAGGAUGGGACCAUAGGGAUUGAUUUCUGUCAUCGUCUGGUGCUGGGGGAUGUUUAGAUUUCUAUUUUAAAGCAGAGUUUAAACACAUUUGCUAAAACCCAGAAUGAAGUUACCCUUCCUGCUAAAUCUUGGGCUAUACCUGCAUAUAUGCUUAUGUAUCUUUUCAAUUACACCGUGAACUAAAAUAACAAACUAGCCAACUGAAUCAAUUUGAGCUAGGACUAAAGAUUUAUCUAGACAUAUCUCCUCAGAUGAACGGACGGAGUUUAAGGGUGGGAGAACAUGAAACUGUGCCUUACACAAACUCAUUUUUCGCACAGUCCAAUCCAUGCUUGGCAUCCCCUUUUACAAUGAGGAUUUGCUGGGACUAGGUCAGUGGUGCCCGUGAUGCAGGGGAUGAAAAUGGCCUGGGGUUCACCACGGUGUUAAGUGCUGACUGCCCUGGGCCAGGGAAAGCCAGCCUGGCCUCUGCCUUACAAGCUCAUGUGCUUCAUGGGGUUUUAUCUGACAAGCCCAGGAUGCUCUCACUAAGGGAAUUAGAGUUGAGGAUAUUUCCAGAUUCCUCUUUAUCAGUGAGCACCAUGUACAACAUGUACUUUCUUUUCAGUUCUUGAAAUUUCCCAACUUUCCUGAUAACACCCACAUCAGACUUUUCCAGCCUUCAAACAGUCCUGCAAAGUAUGUAAGGAAUGUGGUCCUGCUCCAGUUCUACCGAGGAAGCAGGACAUGCUAUAGGAGGAGGCUGCCUGGUGCGUGUCUGCCAUCUAGUGGUGGAACUCAGUUCUCAACGGGGGUGGGGGGAUGCCUUGGGUUGCUGGACUAAUACUAUUUGCUUGGCUCUCACGGUUUCAAAGAGAAUGGUCAGAGGGCCUAGAAGUCUAACUACUGAUGUGAUUUCUUUUUUUUUUUUCUUUUUUUUCCUGGAAGAUCUUUAUUAAAGCCUUCACUAGGGCAGGUAGGAGCAUCAGCUCCUACUUCUUAGUUUCUCUGUUGCUGCAGUCUACUCUAGUGGUUCCCCAAGCUGGCCAUCAUCAUCACCGGGGCUUGAUAAAGACACUACUGUGAUCCACUCCUGAGAAUUCUGAUUCUGUAGGUCUAGGGAGAAGAUCUUUUAUAACAAACUACAGGUGAGUCAGAUGCAUAGGCAGAGUUGAAAACCCAGGACCUUGUGUAUUUAAUCACGUAGACCGUUUAAAUCUGUGAUGUUCACCAGCACUGGGGAGCCCAUUUCUCCCGGAAAUGUCAUCUGUGCUGUUUAAAGCCCUUCGCUGCCUGCAUGGGGACUGGAAAGGGGGAUUAAAGGCUUCUCAGAAGCUCAUUCAAGUCCAGCACUGACUCUUAGGUUGUAAGACACCCCCCACCACCCCCAAAACCCAGCACCAGGGGACACUAAACUACGGCUGCAUGUCUGCCCUGGGAAAGUUCCUAAGAUGUCCUGGGAGCAGGGCAAGCUUUUAGAAGUCAUCUAGUCCAGUGCCUUCAAGCAUGCUUUUAGUCAUGGAGCCCUUCAUGAAGUCUUCCUUGAAGUCUAAUGUGGAAAGCAGAAAAGCAGCUUCUCCCUUGAGAAUUCUCAGGGUUUUCUUUGAAGCCAUUGAAGUCAAAGCCCUUCAUUUUACAGAUCAGGAAACUAGGGCCCAGAGGCAAAACAACUGGGUCCGGAUCCUACUACUCACUGGGCUGUAGGUCUGCAUUGGACUUGAUUUCAGGGUUUGAAACAAAAGUUCCUCCUCCUGUAGUCCUUUAGAGCUUCUCCAGGGCAGGCGUUGGCGGCAGAAGUUGGGGCGGACCACUGUCAUUGGACUGAUUCUUUUUGGCAGCUACAGGAAGAAGGACCUGGGUGGGUGGAGGGCAGGAGAAUGAAGAGAGAGAAUCGAACAUCUCUUAAAAAUUAUAUUUGGUUUGUUGGGGGUCAGCUGAGUUCUGUAAAAGGGAUUCCACCUUCUGCUCAAUGAUUUCAGUGUUGUCUGGCUUCAAGUCAAAGGGAGACUUCAAGCCUGUUGGGCGAAAUCACUGUGGAGUUGACAGAUCUAGUUUAAAUGUUGACUCUUUCACGUAACGGCUGUGUGGUCUUGUGCAGGCUGUACUCUAGGGAUAAGGACCCCUGCUUUGCUCAGUGUUGAAUGAGAGCUUGUACACAGGCAGGACUGCCUGCAUGUAAAGUGUCCAGGGAGUGGCGGCUGUCCUUAUACUCUUAGUAAUUGGAUUGCAGUGGGUGAGACUGAGUUCCUAGAAGGCUUUUUCUUAGUAGCUCAGGGCAUCUGGGAGAGGCUGGCUGGCUUGGGGAAUAAUUCCUAAACCAGAUUUCUCUGUAGCUACUGCUGGAGCCCUGCCCCAGGGCUAAUCUCAGGGUUGCCAGAGGAGGGUUUAGCAAAACCACAAUAGGGUAUUUUGAUGCAAAGACCAACCCAAUAGGUUCAGAGAUUUAGCCCGCCCCCAGGGCUAUGAGCCUCCCAGGCUGAAACCCACCCAUUUCUGGCCCUCUUGUUGACCCUGACACCUCCCAGGGGUGUGUGAGGCUCAGAGAUGGGAGUUGGAUUCGGGGAUGGAAUAAGGAAGGAUACCUGUUGUACAUAUCAUUUAGUUAUUUUAAAUGGAUCCAAAUACUUGAUGAUGUGCUUUUUAGGACCUCAAAAUGGUGAAUAUCCAGAAGCCUUGGCACCAAAACAAAGGGGUCAGAUAUUUUGUUCUCUUGUUCUGUAGCUGAAGAUUCUGUCUGUGGGGCAAACAAGCUGAGGGGGCACUGGGCAUCUCCAGUGGGACAGCCUACGUUGUCCUAGCAGCCCCUUCAGGGUUAGGGGUCCCCCCUGGUACUCCAGCCGAUGAACGUGCCUUGUGUUUCUUGAUUAGGCUUUUCAGUCUUUUUUUGUGCCAUGGACCCCUCUAGCAGUCUAAGGACACCUGUCAGAAUAAUGUUUUUACACGUAUGAAAUAACAUCCAAAGAAAUUUAAGAAAAUAAAUUAUAUUGAAACACAGUUAUCAAAAUAUAAAAACAAAUCUGUGAUACGUGUGCUUCUUUAUUAACACAUCAAAUAACAAGAUUCAGUGGCAGAUCUAAUAACUACUACAUGGUAUCAUAGUGAUGAAACUAAAUCGUAUUUUGAAAUUCUGCGGCAACUGUAAGGUGUUAGGAACAUAACUCUGAUUUCUAUUGCUGCCAAACAAGUCCAAGUACAACUAAUGUUCAUUCCUGUGGUUUGUUUCCUACAUUCAUAAUGGAAGGAAAGGCUAAAAUUUCAAGUAGAGGCCAGUGAAAAUAAAGAUGUAAAUUUUAAAGAUCAUAGACUACCUGAAUUCUGCCCAAGGCUUCUGUCCUUAAUCCUCAGAUUAAGAAACACUGGUCUAGAUCCAAAUCUUCCAGGUCACCUGGUGACUAAGGUAGAUGAAUUUGUCUCUUUUUACUAUGUGUCUUGGGUUGAGUGAGUCAGGACCCAGCCAUGGCACUGGGCUUGUGUGACAGCUGUCUGAGUGCUGGCCAGUGGACACACAACGAGCAACCCUAGUGUAAUUGAAAAUGUUCUUGAAACCACACUUAAAAGAGUAAAAAAAAUUAAUUAAUUUUAACAUUAUAUUUUAUUUAACCCAGUAUAUCCAAAAUACCAUUAUUUCAACGUGUAAUCUAUGUAAAUAUUACUCAUGAGAUAUUUUGCAUUUUCUUUUUGUACAAAGUCUUUGUUAUCUAGUGCCUACCGCACACUCACAGCACAUCUUGAUUUGGACUGGGCACAUUUCAAGGGCUCAAUGGCUACAUGGCUAGUGGCUGCCUUAUUGGACAGUGCAGGUCAGUAUAGUUAGAAUUAUAUUGUGUCUGGGCCAGGCCAGGGCUCCCGUUAAAUACUCUCUUUUUACCAAAGUGGGUACUGAGGUCCAGAGAGAGGAAGUGACCUGCCCAAGGUCAUGGCUAGUUAACUAGAGAACCAGGCCUUGGUUAGACCUUUGUCUUGUGGGGCUUCUGCCUUUAUGUUACCCUUCAGGAAAGAUUACAUUUUUCCAGCCCUGGGUCCCGAAGGCCUUGAGUUCUUCAGGAGAGACCUAAGUGUUGGGAGUGCCCCCUCUGAAAGCCCAUGAAGAAGGCUAGGAAAACAGCCAAAGAGAGAAAAUCCCAGAGGAGUGAAGGGCUCAAGGGGAAUUCGGUGAUGACAGAAGUGGAGGGUCACCUCACAGCAGGAAGAACAUAUGUUUGUUCAGCAAUGGAUGAGGAUGAAAUGAACAAUUCAGAGUGGAGGGAAAUAAAAAGAAAACUGGUGAAAAGGAAUAUAAGGCAAAAUCUUUGAGAUGAUAUUGAAUAGAUGGGAACACAAAAAAUCCAUUUAUCGCACAGAGGUCCAAAGGAGGUGAUUAUGAAAUGGAAGGCAGAAAUGACUGGUAAUGAAAGGAGAAAAAGGGGAAAAUCCCAGAAUCUUCUAUUUUUUUCCUAAAUACAGAUAAGGGAAGACACCAGGGAACUGUCUUCACCUCAGCUCAGUCACUAGGUAGAGAUGCUGCAUGCUUGUCCACAGUACUGUCUGCGUGUGUAAAAAGUUGUCUUUCCUGCAUGGGGAGCUCCUUGAGAGCAUAGAACAUGUCUGGCUACUCUUAGUAUCCCAACCCAAUGCUUGGCAUGGCUUAGUUCUGCCACAGAGCAGGUGUUUGACAAACUUUUGAAAAACAAAGGGGAAUAAAUGAAUGAGGGCGGAGAGCUCUGCAUGCACUGUAAGAUGGGCACAGAGUCAGGGAACCUCAUCUGGUCUGAGCUUCCACUCUUUCCUUGGGAUGUUGGCAAGUCACAUCACUUCUCCUGCCAGGCCUCUCCAUCUGAGAAAUGAGAGACUCCUCUCUGCCCUCCUCAACUUAAUGGUUUAGUAGAUCAUGUGAAAGAACAGCUAUAACAUGAAUUAGAGCAAUAAAAGCUGUCAUACAAACAAAAAAGGUGUUAUUUAUUUUCAGUGGAAAGUGUAACUGGGCCAAAGUGGUAUUAAGAAAUGAUCAAGCUGGACUCAGACCAAUGUGUGGGUGAGGAAAAUAAGAUGUCUGUACAUAGCCAGAAAGGAGGUGAGAGCAGAUGAAAACAGCAAAGUGGAUUAAUGGAGUGAAAGCCUGCGUCAGCCACUCAGACAGCGUGGCUUUGGGGCAGUGUCCGUGAACCUGCAGGAAGCAUGAAGACAAUGUUUGUUUCUUUACCUCUGGUCAAAGUGUCAACCUGUCACAGGAUCUAACCUUCCCAAAGUCUGAGAAGUAGCUCCAACAUACCAAGCAUCAUUGAAAGAGGCUCUGUCAGUUAGGAUUAGGUUCAGUUGCAUAUAACAACAAAACAAACUAACGAAGCACCCCAAAUAAUUGGCUUUAAGCAAGGUAGUUAUUUUUCUCACAAAACAAGUCUAGGGACAGGAAGUUCAAGGCAAACAUGGUGGUUUCAUCAUGUUGUCAGGGACUCAGGCCUCUGUUUCUAUUAUCAGCACUUGGUUUAUAUUUUCAAGAUUACUUUGUGUUCCAAAAAGGCUGCUAGAGCUCCAGUCAACAGGUUUGCAUUCCAUACAGAAGGAGGAAAAGAAGCACAUGGCUUAUUCUUGUUAAGAAAGACUUUUCAGAAGUACCACACACUUCUGCUCAUAUCUCAUUGGCCAGAACUUAGCCUAUGUCCGUAUCUGCGUGCUAAGGAGAUUAAGAAAUGUGGUCUUUUAGCUGAGUCACUCCUACUCUGAGUAAAAUAGAAAUGUGCAAAGAUAAUAUAAGCAAAAAAACAAUCAAACAUGACAAGUUCUCAAUAAAUGAUAGCUGUUAAUGUAAUUUUUUGUUUUGUUUUUUAAAAAAGUUAUGAGGGUAUAAGUGACAUAAGCUGCACAUAUUUAAAGUUUAUUAUAAGUGACAGAAACUGCACAUAUUUAAAGUUUACAAUUAGAUAAAAUUUGACAUAUGUAUAUAUUCAUGAAACCAUCAUCACAAUCAAGAUAGUAAAUAUAUCCAUCAUUCCCUGAAGUUUCCUCAUAAGCGUCCUUCCUCCUCUUCCCCCAAGUAACUAUUGAUUGGCUUUCUCACUAUAGACUAUUCUGUAUUUUCUAGAAUUUUAUAUAAGUGGAGUCACACACUAUGUACUCCUUUUUCUUGGUCUGGCUUUUUCACUCAGCAUAAUUUUGAUAUGGAUCCAUGUUGUGUAUAUCAAAUUUUUGCCCUUUCUGUUUGUUUUCUUAUUGAAUUUUGACAGUUCUUUAUAUGUUUUGAAUACACAUCCUUUUUAAAUAUGUGCUUUGUAAGUACAGUUGACCCUUGAACAACAUGGGUUUGAACUGUGCGGGUCCACUUAUAUGUGGAUAUUUUUCCCCAUAAAUACAUAUCAAAGUAUUACAAGAUUCCCCAGUUGGUUGAAUCCACAGAUGCGGAACACUGUAUGUGGAGGGCUGACUAUAAGGCAAUACAUGGGUUUUUGACUGCGUGGAGGGUUGGUGCCCCUAACCCCUGUGUUAUUCAAGGUCAAUUGUAUUUUCUCCUUUUCUGUGGUUUGUCUGUUCUAUGACAGUGUCAUUUCAAGAGCUAAUGUUAAAAAUUUGAUGGUCUGAUUUAUCAAAAAAUUUUUAUUGAUUACACUUUUUGAGUCAUAUCUAAGAAAUUUUUGUGUAAUCCAAUGUCACAAAAUUUUUCUCCUGGGUUGUCUUCUAGAAAUUUUACAGUUUUAGGUUUUACAUUUAGGUCUGUGAUCCAUUUUGAGUUAAUUUUUGUUUAUGGUGUGAGGUAUAGAUGGAAGUUCAUUAUUUUGCAUGUGACAUCCAUUUUUCAACAGCACCACUGUUGAAGACUCUCUUCCAUUGAAUUGUCUUUGUACCUUUGCAAAAAAAUCAGCUGUUCAUAUUUGUGUGUCUGUUUCUGGACUCUCUGCUCCACUGAUCUAUUCGUCUAUUUGAUGUCAAUACCACAUUGUCUUGAUGACUGUAGCUUUAUAAUAAGCCUUGAAAUCAGGUAGUAUAAGCCCUUCAAUUUUGUUCAUUUUCAAAAUUGUUUUGGCUAUUCUAGGUCCUUUGCAUUUCUAUAUGAAUUUUAGAGUCAGCUUGUCAAUUUUCACAAAAUGUCCUGUUGGGACCUUAAUUGGGAUGGCAUUGGAGACUCAGAUUAGUUUGGGGAGAACUGACAUCUUAACAAUGUUUUGUUUUUUGACUGUCAAUGCAAGUAAUCAAUAAACAAUCUAUGAUAGGAAUAGAAAAGAGUUUUAUUUGAGCCAAGUUGAGGACUAUAGCCUGGGAGACACAGAUUCAAGAAGCACUUGAAUUGUAUUCUGUGGACUACAAAAUGGGGGAGGCUUAUACAGGCAAAAACCGCAAAGUUAUAUAAAUUGUUUGUCAAGACUUGGGAUUGGAGCUGGUAAGUAGUAAGGGUGCUUAUUAAGCAAGGAUUGAUUGGGAUCCGAAAUGGUCACAUAGUUACAAGAUUGCAGCUGGAAGCUGCUAGCAAAUACUAUUUUGAAAACAACUGGUGGCAUCCUUGAGUUUGAUAGAGUUCAGAAAAUUUAAGUUCUCAGUGAUGCAGGAACAUGUCUGAAACCACAUCCACAGUGGCCAUCUGGCUCCAUUUUGAAUGCUUGAACCAGAGUUACUCCAUUUUGAUUUUUAAAUGAUCUUCAAUAUGUCAUCAUAACCUAUGAACAAGGUGUAUCUCUCCACUUAUUUUGCUCUUUGAUUUCUCUCAGCAAUACUUUGUAGUUUUCAGUUUACAGAUUUUGUACAUUUUUUAUCAGAUUUUUUCCUAUGUAUUUCAUAAUUUUUGGUGCUAUUGUAAAUAGUAUUUUUAAAAUUCUAAUUUCCAAUUGUCUGUUGCUAGCAUAUAGAAAUACUAUGGAUUUUUGUAUACUGGUUUUUUAUCUUGCAACCUUGCUAAACU
Molecule: messenger RNA, 14304 nt
Organism: Balaenoptera acutorostrata (minke whale)
Lineage: Eukaryota; Metazoa; Chordata; Mammalia; Artiodactyla; Balaenopteridae
Gene: UCK2
Product: uridine-cytidine kinase 2
Exons: 8
Coding region: 789-1487 (232 amino acids)
Cellular component (GO): cytoplasm; cytosol
Molecular function (GO): ATP binding; kinase activity
Source: RefSeq, a predicted model, not a curated record